Molecule: messenger RNA, 3402 nt
Organism: Myxocyprinus asiaticus (Chinese sucker)
Lineage: Eukaryota; Metazoa; Chordata; Actinopteri; Cypriniformes; Catostomidae
Product: forkhead box protein F1
Exons: 2
Coding region: 257-1399 (380 amino acids)
Biological process (GO): regulation of transcription by RNA polymerase II; animal organ morphogenesis
Cellular component (GO): nucleus
Molecular function (GO): DNA-binding transcription factor activity, RNA polymerase II-specific; RNA polymerase II cis-regulatory region sequence-specific DNA binding
Source: RefSeq, a predicted model, not a curated record
UAGGAGGAGCAAGACGACAGGAUCUGAAGCCGAAAGAGCUAUUUUCCCUUAACUGUUCAGUUUUAUGGUGGAUAGUACUAUCGCAGGAGUAGUGCGCAAUUACGCAUUACAGAUAUAAAACAGAGAGAGAGAGAGAGAGAGAGAGAGAGAGAGAGAGAGAGAGUUAUUUUGAGCACUGCAGUGUGUUGUUAAUGAAAGCAGCGUAAAGUUGCAGUUUGUUUGAUCGUGAAUUUUGUCGUGUGCAUGUGUGUGAAGAAUGACGGCUGAAGUGCCGCAGCCCUCCGUGCAGACCCCUGCCCACAGCAGCCCCAUGUCGGAGAAACCGCACGGACAGACGCCUGUGAUGGAGACCUCUUCCUCGUCCAUCACCAAAACCAAAAAGACGAACGCUGGAAUCCGUCGCCCUGAAAAACCUCCGUACUCUUACAUCGCUCUCAUCGUCAUGGCUAUCCAGAGCUCACCUACCAAACGACUCACUCUGAGCGAAAUCUACCAGUUCCUUCAGAGUCGUUUCCCGUUUUUCCGAGGCUCGUAUCAAGGCUGGAAAAACUCGGUGCGUCACAAUUUGUCUCUGAACGAGUGCUUUAUUAAGCUGCCCAAGGGUUUGGGCAGACCAGGGAAGGGUCAUUACUGGACCAUCGACCCGGCCAGUGAGUUCAUGUUUGAGGAAGGAUCAUUCCGCAGGAGGCCGCGGGGAUUCAGGCGCAAAUGUCAAGCGCUAAAACCCUCAAUGUACAGCAUGAUGAACGGGCUGGGAUUCAAUCACAUACCCGAGUCAUAUAACUUUCAGGGGGCCGGUGGGGGCCUGUCUUGUCCUCCAAACAGUUUAUCUUUGGAGAGCGGGAUUGGGAUGAUGAAUGGACAUUUGGCCAGCAAUAUGGAAGGAAUGGGCUUGGCAGGACACUCCAUGUCACAUCUAUCAGCGAGCAGUGGACAUUCCUACAUGGGGAGUUGCACAGGAUCCUCGGGGAGCGAGUACCCCCACCACGACAACUCCGCAUCGCCGCUUCUCACUAGCGGAGGAGUUAUGGAGCCCCAUCCCGUAUACUCUAGCACGGCUUCGGCCUGGCCUCCAGCGCCUUCUGUUUCUCUCAACAACGGGGCGUCUUACAUUAAACAGCAGCCGCUUUCUCCGUGCAACCCCGGUGCCAACCCACUACAGCCUAGUUUACCCACACACUCUCUGGAACAGUCCUACCUUCAGCAGAACGGUCAUGGCACCACCGACCUUCAAGGUAUUUCCCGCUAUCAUCCCCAGUCACCCAGCAUGUGUGACAGGAAAGAGUUUGUCUUCUCUUUUAACGCCAUGACCUCUUCAUCGAUGCAUUCACCAGGGAGCAGCUCAUACUACCACCACCAGCAGGUCUCCUAUCAGGAUAUCAAACCAUGUGUUAUGUGACAGCAUUACAACAUAGCAAACUCUCUGCUGUUCGAACGACGUGCACCUGAAAGCAUACUUGGAGGCGGAAUGCCCAAAUGAAGAGUGGAGUGGUGAAAUGGAGUGGUCUAUGAGAGGACUUCUUUGGAAAGGGACAUGGAAUCAAGCAUUUCCGUAAAUUACUAAACAGAAUUUGAUAAUGGAACCAAAGUAUUAGAAAAUGUCAAACUCAAUACAGGAGCAUUCCAGAAAGGCCAGUUAUGUACUUCCAGAGAGGUAAAAAUGGAAAACUACAGAUUCAGUUCAAAUCUCUGCAAAUCUUUAGGCCGUGAAAAUAAUAAUAAUAAUAAUAAUAAUAAUAAUAAUAAUAAUAAUAAUAAUAAUAAUAAUAAAUAAAAGUCAGAGCACAUAAUUUCUUACGGCUCGAUACUAACUGCUGGCGGAUGACUACCAUUUUAGAGAUGAAAGAUGAGUGAAAACGCUCCAGUUAACAUAUUGUUCUUUAGGAUUUUUUUUUUUUUUUUUUGUAAUUAUUAUUAUUAUUAUAUUUUUCGUUUGUAUGAACAUUUGACCACAAAACAAUUUUAUUUCGGGUUGAGUUGGUGAAUACUUAAGAACAGGAAAUGAAGGCACUUUUAAACCAUAAAGCGCAAUUUAUUUAUUCUGAUUCUUUUUUUUUAGGCUACAGUUAUAGCCACAGUAUUGACUGCUUUAUUGGCAAUAUUUGCCCAAUGUAACAUGAAGGUUAAAUAUAAGCACUGUUUGUUAUUUUCAUUGUGUUUAUUUAGUUGUACAUACCCAUAUUGACACGUCAUAUUCCCCAAGCACUGUAUAAACUGUACAUGGUGUAGGAAAUAUAUUUUAGUAUAUUUUUUUUCCAAUGGCAUUACAUUUUAGUUAUGUAACACAAGUUCUAAGAAAAUUAAAAGGUAAAUAACAAAUGGAGUUUGUAAUAUCUGUUCAAAACAUGACUUUUCAAAACAAGAAUUAUUAUUAUUAUUUUUUUUUUAUCCAAAGACACAGCUUUCAUUUUAUAGCAUUAGCCAUUUCUGCGUCAUUCAUCAAUUCAGCAACUAAGUGUAAUAAUAUAAUUAAUCUUUAAACACGAAUCAUCGGAAUUCAGAUUAAAAAAUAGGCCUACAAAAGAACGCAAAAUAAUGAUUAUGUUAGUCAUAAUAUGACAAUAUCAGGGGACAAAAACAAGUAUUAUUUAUUAUUGUUACUGUUAUUAAUUUAUUAUUAUUAUUAUGUUUAUUGUGUUUAUUAAGUUUGUUGUUAUUAUUAUUAUUAUUAUUAUUAUUAUUAUUAUAUUUUUAUUUAUUUAUGUUUCAUUUUUAUUUUAUGUUGUUGUUCCAUAUUAUUCACCACGAUUAUUUCAUUCCUGGAUAAGUGUCCGCACACAACUGACACUCCAUUUAAGAAAACAAGCGGAUCAGCAGAAAAGAAAAUGUUUAUUACUGCAGCUUUAAAACUAAUACUUUAUAAGAACGUUUAUUCCAUUUGCUUGUAAUAUAAUCUUUAAUAUAUGGGGGUUUGAGACUGAUUCAGAUUCAUUCUUCGUGGAGGAACAAAUGCUUAUUUGUUUAAAGAGAACUGAACCCCAAUGCAAAAUACUCCAAAUCAAAGAACAACCAUGAUCAAAAGGUUAAAAGAAAGUUACGUGAAUUUUAGCAUUUUAAAAGAGAACUGCAAUAAUGUGAUAAGACUUAUAUGAUGGCACACACAAAUAAUAGCCUAAUAUUGACAUCCUCUAAUCAAACUUGAAUGUGAAAUUGCAUUUCCAAUGAAGGGUGUAAAGAGUGCACUGUUACCUAUUUAAUUUGAGACCUAUUUUACUAUAUAUAUUUUUAAUCAUUUAUUAACAUAAGAGAUUGCGGUUAAUGUAUUCUAGUUUAAAGGUUUUGUUUUUAUAACAACAAUAAAUAAAAAUAAUGAUUAAACAGUUAAACACCGCUGAGCUUGUUGAACCAGUACGUGUCCAGGUCGUACUGGUUCAUUCAAGGGUGGCAUAAAGCGUAAUUCAU